Molecule: messenger RNA, 2610 nt
Organism: Calidris pugnax (ruff)
Lineage: Eukaryota; Metazoa; Chordata; Aves; Charadriiformes; Scolopacidae
Product: ICOS ligand-like
Exons: 8
Coding region: 480-1028 (182 amino acids)
Biological process (GO): cell surface receptor signaling pathway; T cell costimulation; cellular response to lipopolysaccharide
Cellular component (GO): external side of plasma membrane
Source: RefSeq, a predicted model, not a curated record
UGACAUAGCAGAGCAUGCCAGGCACCCACACCCAAGACGACAUCUCAGCAAGAUGCAAGCAAGGAGAAAAAGAAAAGCUUCCACCAUGGUUGGCUGAAAACAUAAGAGCUAAUCAAGAAACCCAGCCUUUGAUAUCUGAGUCAUUGCUCCACAUCCUGCCCCGCUUCAGCACUUCCUCAUUCAAGGCAGAAGCUCCUUGCAGCAGCACAUUUCAAUCUCAGCACAUUCAGGCAGGAUACCGAGAGAUCCCACACUGCCUUCCCUCCCACUCAGGACAAGGAAUCUAGAGCCAGCCAUCCCUGUGGAAGCUGAACAUUCCUAAACAUACACAGAAGGUGGCAGUCCAGUCCAGGUGGCAAGACACUGCAGACACAUGUCAAUGGCCAGAGCUUUGUUUCAACAGAGACAGAAAUAGCAGCUGGAGCAGCCGGUGAAGUUCACGACUGGGAAGGAUUCCUAAGGGCCAGGAAGGCACAAAAAUGAAAUGGGAGACUUCUCUCUGGAUGGUUGCCUGCUUACUGUUUGCAUCUCUACCCAGAGGUCAACCAGACACAACAUGUCACGCAGUAGUUGGAGAAACUGUCAUUUUGCCUUGCACCACUCCCUCUCCUGGAGACCUGAUCCUUUCCAAUUCAAUGCUCUACUGGCAGAUAGGGCACACUGUCUUAGUCCACUUUUUUUACAAGGGGCAGGACUCGCUGGAACACCAGAAUGAACGUUACUCUGGCAGAACUAGUCUUUUUUUGGACCAGAUGAAGCAUGGCAACUUUUCCUUAAAGCUCUCCAGUGUCCAAUUACUGGACACAGCUGAAUAUACUUGCAUCUACAAACGGACUGGGGAUCAUCCCAACCAAACACAGAAAUCUAAAAUUAAUCUCAUUGUAUCAGCUCCACCUAGCAUUGAAGAGGCACCUUCCCCUUCUGGACACAGCCAGAUUUCCUCCAGAAGCCCUGCUGAUGUGCCAUUUCUGGCUAUGCUUCCCCUCUCUUUCCACCUCCUGGUCUCACUGGGGGUUUGGCAGUUGUAACUGGGGAACAGGAGAAUCUUUGGGAAUUUCUCCUCACCAGAGGACCUCGCUGGGCAGAACAGCUCUGUAGGGUUAGCAUGACACCUGCUCCAGAGCCAUGGGGGAAGAAUCAUCAAAGCUGAGAACUGACCUAGCACUAGGUGUUUAUAUCCCACAUUCUGGUGUUCCACAAAGCCAAAGGCAGCAACACUCAGAGGUGGCACGUCUACUUUCUCAUUUUUUUCUGGGAGCCCAGUUUUAGUGCUGCCAGUAUGAACAUUUUAUUUUGGAUUUUGCGGUUUUGCUUUAGCGGCAGGAUAAAAGAUUCACAAAAUUACAAAGUCAUAUAAUUGACCUGAGUGAGAUCUUUCUCCUAAGACCUCAUCUGCUGUCCUUCAAGAGAACCAAAAAGGAGGAGAAGUGGUAAUUAGCCUCUGUGUCAGAUAAAAACUGGAAGUAGGAAGACGCUUGCGUUUUGUGAAAUGUAAGGAUGGAAACCUUGUGAAACUUGAGCCUGUGGAACUUCAGCUUCUAUUUUUACUCUUCAGCGUCAUGGGCUAUCAGCAACAACUUUUUUUUUCCACAAGAAAUGUAGUAGUUCUUCAGCGGAAGGAUGAAGCUGACUGAGAAAAAUGAUGGAAGUUCAUAAAACAUCAACAUAGAGGAAGGAAGUGACGUAUUAUUACAAAAUCCACUGCUAAAUAAGCCAAAAGCUUUAGAAGUCUGAAUUCGGUAUUUUCUCUUUUUGUCCUUAAACACAGCAAGGUAAAUGUGAUCAUCGCCCAAAAGCUGGAUUCUUAAGCUAAAACUGUGCGACCAGAAAUUGUUACUGUGACAAUGUUACUUCUUUAAAAACGGCACCUUUGGAGGAAAAAAGAAUUAAAAACUGGUCAGAAUAAUUGUAACCGAUACCUAUGCAAAUUAAAUGGGUUUAGUUCUGGAAACGCUGGACUCAGGUAGCACAGAUGUCCUGUAUAAAACUGAGACUGAAAGGAUCCUGUGUACCAGCAACAUCAAGAAAGUGCAGAGGUUUCAUUUCAGGCCAGAGCUGCUGCGACUGCCCUCUUAUAGAAUGGAGAAGCAUCUGGAGAAUCCUCACCCUGGCCGGUGGGCAGCGGUGAUUGCAGCGCACUCCUUCUGCCUGAGCCCUCAAGCAGAGGGAAGUGACUCAUCAGGUUGCAUAUAAAGUCAUUUUUAUUUGGAACAGUUCCACUCUCUUUCCAAAGGAAAGACGGGAUUGUUUUUGCCGGGAAAUGAACAGAAUAAAAUAAAAGAGUUUCAAAAUGGUAUCCAUUGAGGUAAAGGAGAUAGUGACCUUUGACUUUCUUAAAGAGGGCCCUUUCUCUGUGGUGGGGAAGAGAGACAAAAUCCCACGCACAGCCCCUGCUGCUGCUGCAGUGAAGCUCAGCUGGUGCUUUGGCCACCCUGGGUACGGAGCAGCUUAGCUAACAGCUGGGGUCCCACUUCAUAGAAAGAUUUGAAUAUAAGAACUGUCUGCACCGUGAUUGUCUUUUUAUGUCCUACCCUCCAAAUGUUUGUCUCAGAGUCCAUGUAUUUUUCAAAACAAAAGUUGAUUAAAAAUAAAAACUUAAAAAAACCCAAA